AUGCUACCAGCAACCGCUGGCCUUCUCCUGGCUCUCGUGCCUACUGCCAUCGCUCUUACCCCCCCACCCGCAGACGGCAUGAACAUCAUCUGGUCAGAGACAUUCCAAGGCAAUGCCGGUUCACCACCUCGGCGUGACACCUGGGACGUGGCUCUGGCUAUCGACACAAACAACGAGGUCCAGACUUACACUGAAUCAUCCUGGAACGUCCAAAUAUCCGGUGGCGAAACUAUCCAGCUCAUCCCUCGCAGAUCAAGAAGCGGUGUUUGGACAUCUGCGCGCAUUGAAACCAAGGCGGCAUGGACCCCCCAGCCGGGCGGAAGGAUGAGGGUUCAGUCCAUGUUCAGGAUGGGCGAGAACGCGAACAAGCAGGGCAUGUGGCCCGCAUUCUGGAUGCUGGGUGACGCCGUCCGCAACGGUGUAGAAUGGCCCCUCUGCGGCGAGCUUGAUAUUUUCGAGCAAGUCAAUGGCCAACUCUCCGCGACGGGCACCGUUCACUGCCAGCAAGAGGUUGGCGGCAUCUGCAAUGAGCCAGCCGGUCGUGGCGUAGCCACUUCCAUCCCUGACAACGGCUGGCACACCUGGGCUUUGGAAUGGGACCGUACUUCCAACAACUGGGCCACGGAGACCAUCACAUGGACACGCGAUGGUGUCGUAUUCAGCCAACUGAGAGGUAGCGAUAUUGGGGAUGAGGGUAUUUGGGCCACGCUCGCUCACAUGCCCUAUUAUGUGCUCAUGAAUGUGGCAGUUGGCGGUAUAUUGCCGGGUCCUCCGACCGAGGCCACCCAGGAUGGCUAUGGUAGCAUGAUGGAGAUUGGAUAUCUUGCCGUCUACCAGUCGCCCUGA
This is a messenger RNA of Colletotrichum higginsianum IMI 349063, 846 nucleotides long. Its product is annotated as Glycosyl hydrolase family 16. Gene Ontology annotation, molecular function: hydrolase activity, hydrolyzing O-glycosyl compounds. Bases 1 to 846 code for a protein of 281 amino acids. Gene Ontology annotation, biological process: carbohydrate metabolic process. The transcript is spliced from 2 exons. NCBI's taxonomy places the organism in Eukaryota, Fungi, Ascomycota, Sordariomycetes, Glomerellales, Glomerellaceae. The record is from RefSeq and is a predicted model, not a curated record.